GCGAGAGAGACAUUCACAGACCAAGGUGCAGGGGAGAGAAAGUGAGGGCAGAUGAACAAACAUGAGGUGCAGUAGUAAUAUGCAGAGACUGAAGCAGUUUGAGUGGGCUUGAGAGGGAAAGCAGGAGAAAGAAAAAGGGGGAGGUAGGAAGAGGUAGAAAAAAGUGAAGAGAAGAAAGAAAGAGAGUACAGCCAACUGGCAGAGUUUGAGUUAUUCGGCUCAGCUCUAAAAAGUUUCAGGCGGCCCAGACUCCAAACCACAAGGACCGAGGUCCUCUCUGCACACUCUCCACUGCAGUAUGGUGGGUCUGUAAAAGCAGCAGAGUUGGAGUGAGGACGAUAAAGAGUGCGACACCGUGAUGAGACAUUAUUUAGCUUCUUGUUGUGGAUCUGGUCUCUGUUCAUCCAGCCGUGCAGCUGCAGACUGCACCGUCCGUAAUUUACAUUAAGCGUCAGACCUCCUGUACGAUGGGCCUGCAGAAUGGAGUAUGAUAUUGAUUUUUACAAACAUUUUGCCUGGCUCAGAAAGGUAAACCUUCACUCAAACAGCAGCAGUGAGUCCUACCAGGAACGCUUAUUACGUCUGGAGGGAGACAAAGAGUCGCUAAUUCUGCAGGUGAGUGUGCUGACAGACCAGGUGGAAGCUCAGGGGUCGAAGAUCAGCGAUCUAGAGAUUUCUCUGGUGGAGCACCGGCACAAACUCAACUCCACAGAGGAAAUGCUGCAGCAGGAGCUCCUGCAUAGGACGUCACUGGAGAACCAGAAGCUGAGUCUUAUGGGGGAGGUGUCCUACCUGAAACUGAAGCUGGCAGACAUGGAGGGAAAACAGAACCACGGGGCUGAACGGCAACACAAAGCAGAGGGUUUACUGAAGGAGCUCCGUAUUCUCAAGGACAAGGUGGAGCACCUGGAGGACCAGAAGUCCCAGUACGAGAAGAAACUCAAAGCAACCAAGGGGGAGAUCAGCAGCCUGCAGCACCUUCUGCUCACUAAGAACGCUGAGAUCGAGAGCUUGCACACUCAGCUGCUGGCCAGACCCUCUCUCACCACCGAGAGCUCAGAGAGAGAAGAGACUUACAGGAAGCGGUUAAACGCCACAUAUCAGGAACUGCAGAGGCUUAAGAUUGGAAUGAAAUCACUGGUCGCUGCAAACGAUGAAAAGGACCGGCGCAUUGAGGAGCUCACUCUGCUCCUGAACCAGUGCAGGCAAUUCAGAGAGGUCACUCACGUCACAAGGCAAGCUCCACCUGCUGUCCGUUCAUCACCGAACGGGAGGACUCCUUCAAGCAGCAGUGAGGAAGAGGAGCAGCUGAAGAAUACGGACUCUGCCAGUGCAAAAUCUGAAGAUGUGAAGUCUGAGGUUUCCACAAACAGCUCUUCCUCCCAUCACACGUCACUGUUGUCAGAUCUGAAGGACAGCGGCUACAGAACAGAACCACCGGCUCUAUCUAGUAGUAUGAAUGACCUGACAAAUGGACUUUCACAAAAGAGUGGCACCAGAAGUCAGACGAUGCCUGUGAAUUCCUCCCCGUCAGAGCAAAACGGGAUCGGAGGCAGCAGCAGUGAAACCCAGAGCCAAAGGUCUCCGGAUGGGAGCGAAGAUGGAGACUCCAGCCAAAGAAAGUCGGAGAGAGCUGAUGACAGCACUUCAAGCAAUAGUUCCCCCGUUCAAUCUGGGACCAACUCGCAGCCGAGCCAACGGGCUGUGGGCUCACCAGAAUACAUGAAGAAUAACAGGAGCUUCAAGAGACUUUGGGGGAAACUUCGGAGAACCCAGUCUGGAGGGCUGCAGGCAGCAGAUCCAGAUGCUGGUCAGUUUAGAAGAGGGGGUCUCCGUGCUACAGCUGGACCCAGACUCACCAGGACGCCUGAGUCUUAUGACUCCACACGUGAUCUGAAUAUUCCAUUCAGCCAGUGGACCAAGGAGCAGGUGUGUGGAUGGCUGGAGGACUAUGGACUGGGCCAGUACGUCAGUCUCUCCAGACAGUGGGUGGAAAAUGGACAGACGCUGCUGUCUGCUACACCUCAGGACUUUGAGAAGGAGAUGGGAGUGAAGAAUCCUCUGCACAGGAAGAAGCUGCAGCUCGCUCUGAGGGCGUUCACCACCAAAGUUAUAGAGAAGUCGUCGGAGCUGGACUACAUCUGGGUCACACGCUGGUUGGAUGACAUUGGUUUGCCUCAGUACAAAGACCAGUUCCAUGAGGCCCGGGUAGAUGGUCGAAUGAUACAAUACCUCACAGUGAACGACCUCUUGAGUCUAAAGGUCACCAGCCAGCUUCAUCAUCUCAGUGUCAAGUGUGCCAUUCAUGUCCUUCACGUCAACAAGUUCAACCCCCACUGUCUGCGACGCAGGCCAGGGGAGGAGAAACAGCCCAGCCCCUCAGAGGUGGUGCAGUGGUCGAACCAUCGUGUGAUGGAGUGGCUGAGAGCGGUGGAUCUGGCUGAGUAUGCUCCUAAUCUACGGGGCAGUGGCGUUCACGGUGGUCUGAUCAUCCUGGAGCCUCGCUUCAGCUCUGAAACAUUGGCCCUGCUGUUAAAUAUUCCACCUCAGAAGACGUUGCUCCGGCGCCAUCUUGCCACGGCCUUCUCUGCCCUGGUUGGGCUUCAGGCCACGCAGGAGAAGAGAGAGUACGGCAAUGCCACAGGCCAUGUUCCCCUCACCACCACAGCUAAAGUGAAGCCAAGAAAGCUGGGCUUCACCCAAUUCAGUCACCUGAGAAAGAGAAAACCUGAUGACUCAGCGGAUUACAUCUGCCCAAUAGACAGCGGAGCACUGACAGUGAAUGGGGUUUCCCGGCUGCCCUCUGCAGCACUCAGGGGCCUCAGCCCGAGCUUGGAGAGACAGGCUGAGAGGCGGGAGCCGAUUGGGAUAAAGGUUGAGGCUAAUGGCCCCAAACAAUGAUUUAAAAGUAUCCAUGGAUGCACUGCUCUCCCACUAAGUGACUUUCGUGAACCUGUGGAGAUUCUAAUGCAGGAACUCGAUAACUGAGAUCGACGUGAUGAUUUGCUGAAUGGGCUGCAAAGAUGCUGUGUGAAGCAGUUGAUUUGACUAUUGUUUGUGUCUUUCUAACCUGAUGUCGCUUGCACACUGUUCACCUACAAUGAUGAUUAAUGACAUGGUCUGAAAUGUUCUAUCAAAGCUGCUCUCUGCAUUCCUUAUACAGUCGGAUUCCAAAGCUUUGACUUUUGCUUUCAAACAAUGCAUUUAACCGACCAUUUUGUUUCUAAUCUUGUGUAAAUUUAGUUAUGAUAUAAUGACCUGUUUUUGUUUAAUAUCUGGAUUAACUCUACAGUUUGUUAUCAGUUACUUAAAGUCUUGCUGUUUCUCAUUUCUUCACGAGUGACAACACGUUUGAAAGUUAAAUCCUUUUGUUGGUACAUUAAUGAUACUGAUAUGCACAUUUAAAUAAGGCUUGUUGAUAUACCUUUGGAUUCUCCUACACUAAAGUUGACUUGUUUCAUAAGAUACUUGUGAAUAUGCAGUAAUAUAAUAUCAGGUAAACAGUUAACCUUGUUGGAUUUUUAAAAUUCUAAUACAUUACCCUUGAAUAAAUGUGUUUUAGAGUUUC
Pleuronectes platessa (European plaice) is the source of this 3568-nucleotide messenger RNA. It is a transcript of the gene ppfibp2a, whose product is annotated as PPFIA binding protein 2a. Bases 481 to 2901 code for a protein of 806 amino acids. The record is from RefSeq and is a predicted model, not a curated record. Gene Ontology annotation, cellular component: presynaptic active zone. NCBI's taxonomy places the organism in Eukaryota, Metazoa, Chordata, Actinopteri, Pleuronectiformes, Pleuronectidae. Gene Ontology annotation, molecular function: protein binding. The transcript is spliced from 22 exons. Gene Ontology annotation, biological process: neuromuscular junction development.